This is a messenger RNA of Peronospora belbahrii, 531 nucleotides long. The record is from the annotation of a GenBank genome assembly. NCBI's taxonomy places the organism in Eukaryota, Oomycota, Peronosporomycetes, Peronosporales, Peronosporaceae.
AUGCCGUCCGCUCCAUCUUCGAAGAAAGCCAAUACCGGUCCUGGUUAUUAUGACCUGAUUAAGGAGGCUGUGAUCACGCUUAAGGAACGCACAGGCUCAUCGCGUCACGCCAUUGACAAAUUCGUGGCUGCUAAGAAGGGCGCCAAUUAUUCCAAGUCUCGUCUGAACAUUGCACUCAAGCGCGGAGUCGAGUCCGGUAAACUUGUGCCUGUAAAGGGUUCGUUCAAGCUUGCGGCUGAGGAGAAGAAGGUAGCAGGUAAAAAGCCCAUUGCUAAGCUUCCUGUCAAGAAAGCUCUUGCUCCAGUCAAGAAGGCCAAGCAACCUACUGCAAAGAAUACAUCGACAAAGGCCAAGAGCGCUUCGAUCAAGAAAGUGAUCAACUCAUCUGGUAAGAAAUCUUUGAAGUCAGUCAAGAAGCCUGUAGCCAAGAAGACUUCAGCUAAGAAGGUGUUGACCAAGAAGCCUAAGACGACCAAGAAAAAAGUUGUAAAGAAGUCAGCUGCAAAAAAGGCCAAGUCUGCAAAGAAUUAA